Messenger RNA from Salvelinus namaycush (lake trout), 966 nucleotides. RefSeq names its product metalloprotease TIKI1-like. Gene Ontology annotation, biological process: negative regulation of Wnt signaling pathway. Gene Ontology annotation, molecular function: metalloendopeptidase activity. NCBI's taxonomy places the organism in Eukaryota, Metazoa, Chordata, Actinopteri, Salmoniformes, Salmonidae. The transcript is spliced from 4 exons. The coding region runs from base 1 to 966 and encodes 321 amino acids. The record is from RefSeq and is a predicted model, not a curated record. Gene Ontology annotation, cellular component: membrane.
AUGCUGGUCUCUUGGGUCACAUUUAUUCAAGCGUUCCUAAUAUUGCUGGUGAAAGGAGCCGACCAAUGGAGCCUCCGGGAGUCGUCUAACUGCGAGCUCAAUAAGAAACAAAGUGAUCUGAACUCUUUCCUGUGGACCAUCAAACGUAACCCUCCGUCCUACUUCUACGGCACGAUCCACGUCCCUUACACGCGCGUCUGGGACUUUAUCCCAGAGAACUCCAAGAAGGCUUUCCAGGAGAGCAACAUGGUUUACUUGGAGCUGGACCUGACUGAUCCCUACACCAUCUCAGCCCUGACCAGCUGCCAGCUCCUCCCCCAGGGGGGGACACUACAGGAUGUUCUACCCAGAGACAUCUACAGACGCCUCAAGAGGCACUUGGAGUACGUCAAGCUCAUGAUGCCAUCGUGGAUGACUCCUGACCAGAGGGGUAAAGGCCUCUACGCUGACUACCUGUUUAAUGCAAUAGCGGGGAACUGGGAGAGGAAGAGGCCUGUGUGGGUGAUGUUGAUGGUGAACUCGUUGACGGAGGCGGACAUUAAGACGAGGGGGGUCCCGGUGUUGGAUCUGUACCUGGCUCAGGAGGCAGAGAGGAUGAGGAAGAGAACAGGAGCUGUGGAGAAGGUGGAGGAGCAGUGUCACCCGCUCAACGGACUCAACUUCUCUCAGCCCUCCUCCAACCCCCAACCCUCCUCCAACCUCCAGCCCUCCUCCAACCCCCAACCCUCCUCCAGCCCCCAGCCUUCCUCCAACCCCCAGCCCUCAUCCAACCCCCAGCCCUCAUCCAACCCCCAGCCUUCCUCCAACCCCCAGCCCUCCUCCAACCCCCAACCCUCCUCCAGCCCUCAGCCCUCCUCCAACCCCCAGCCCUCAUCCAACCCCCACCCUCCUCCAACCCCCAACCCUCCUCCAGCCCCCAACCCUCCUCCAACCCCCAGCCCUCCUCUAACCCAAACCCUCCUCUAG